UGACACAGAAGACCUGGGAGUCCCUGCUUGUGGUUGCGGCUAUGUUCUCAUAAGCUUGAGAUCAUUUGAAACAUUUGAGUGCAUCUUGUUUGGACACCUACUCUAAAAACAAGAACCGGACCUUUUGAGAAGGAUUGGUGAUUACUGUUGACAGAGAGGUCAGAAAUCAGCCGCCACCAUGAGUACGGACGCAGAGAUGGCCACUUAUGGCAAAGCUGCCAUUUACCUUCGUAAGCCAGAAAGGGAGAGAAUUGAGGCUCAAAGUGCACCAUUUGAUGCCAAGAGUGCCUGCUACGUGGCUGAUGUCAAGGAGCUGUACUUGAAGGGAAAAAUCAUCAAGAAAGACGGUGACAAAGUCACAGUCGAAACCCUGGACACUAAGGAGGAGAGGGUAGUGAAAGAAGCUGACGUCUAUCCAAUGAACCCUCCCAAGUAUGACAAGAUUGAGGACAUGGCCAUGAUGACCCAUCUCAAUGAAGCCUCUGUGCUGUAUAACCUCAAAGAGCGUUAUGCAGCAUGGAUGAUCUAUACCUACUCUGGGUUAUUCUGUGCCACUGUGAACCCCUACAAGUGGCUCCCAGUGUACGAUUCUGAAUGUGUAAGUGCCUAUAGAGGCAAGAAGCGUAUGGAGGCUCCACCUCACAUCUUCUCUGUCUCUGACAACGCUUUUCAGUUCAUGCAAACUGAUAGGGAAAACCAGUCUGUCUUGAUCACUGGAGAAUCUGGUGCUGGAAAGACUGUGAACACCAAGCGUGUCAUCCAGUACUUUGCAACAAUCGCAGUUGGUGGACCGAAGAAGGACGACUCAAAGGGGUCAUUGGAGGAUCAGAUUAUUGCAGCCAAUCCCCUGCUGGAGGCUUAUGGUAACGCCAAAACUAUUAGGAAUGACAACUCUUCUCGUUUUGGUAAAUUCAUCAGAAUCCAUUUUGGCGCAACUGGCAAACUGGCUAGUGCUGAUAUUGAGACAUAUCUGCUGGAGAAGUCCAGAGUGACAUACCAGCUUUCUGAUGAAAGAGGCUACCACAUCUUCUUCCAGAUGAUGACCGGCCACAUACCUGAGCUGAUUGAUAUGGCACUCAUCACCACCAACCCCUACGACUUCCCCAUGUGUAGCAUGGGUCAGAUCACUGUGGCCAGCAUUGAUGACAAAGUUGAGCUGGAAGCCACUGAUAACGCUAUUGAUAUCCUGGGCUUCACUCAUGAAGAGAAAAUGGCCAUCUACAAGUUGACUGGUGCUGUGCUCCACCAUGGUAACAUGAAGUUCAAGCAGAAGCAGCGUGAGGAGCAGGCUGAGCCUGAUGGCACAGAGGAGGCUGACAAGGUUGCUUACUUGCUGGGUCUGAACUCCGCUGACAUGCUCAAGGCUCUGUGCUUUCCCAGAGUGAAGGUCGGAAAUGAGUAUGUCACCAAGGGACAGACUGUACCUCAGGUGAUGAACUCAGUGACAGCCCUGGCCAAGGCUAUCUAUGAGAGGAUGUUCUUGUGGAUGGUCAUUCGUAUUAACCAGAUGUUGGACACUAAACAAGCAAGACAGUUCUACAUUGGUGUCCUGGAUAUUGCUGGUUUUGAAAUCUUUGACUUCAACACCUUGGAACAGCUGUGCAUCAACUUCACCAAUGAGAAACUGCAGCAGUUUUUCAACCACACCAUGUUUGUCCUGGAGCAAGAGGAGUACAAGAAGGAGGGUAUUAUCUGGGAGUUCAUUGACUUUGGCAUGGACUUGGCUGCCUGCAUUGAGCUCAUUGAAAAGCCCAUGGGCAUCUUCUCCAUCCUUGAAGAGGAGUGCAUGUUCCCCAAGGCCUCCGACACAUCCUUCAAGAACAAGCUGUAUGACCAGCACCUUGGAAAAACCAAAGCAUUUGAGAAGCCUAAGCCCCCCAAGAAAGGCAAGAUUGAGGCCCACUUCUCCCUGGUGCACUACGCUGGUACCGUGGACUACAAUAUCGCUGGCUGGCUGGAAAAGAACAAGGAUCCACUGAAUGACUCCGUCUGUCAGCUGUACAUGAAAUCCCCAGUGAAACUGCUGGCUCUCUGCUUCCCUCCCGUCGUUGAGGGUAUGCUAGUAACUGCAGAGAACUUGGGGAAGCUGAUGACUAACUUGAGGAGCACCCAUCCUCACUUUGUGCGCUGCCUGAUUCCCAAUGAAACAAAGACUCCAGGUCUCAUGGAGAACUUCCUGGUCAUCCACCAGCUCAGGUGUAACGGUGUGCUGGAGGGUAUCAGAAUCUGCAGAAAAGGUUUCCCCAGCAGAAUUCUCUAUGCUGAUUUCAAGCAGAGGUACAAGGUGCUGAAUGCCAGUGUCAUCCCCGAGGGCCAGUUCAUUGACAACAAGAAGGCUUCAGAGAAGCUGCUUGGGUCAAUUGAUAUUCCACAUGACGAGUACAAAUUCGGACACACAAAGGUGUUCUUCAAGGCCGGUCUGCUGGGUGUCCUUGAGGAGAUGAGAGAUGAAAAACUGUCAUCUCUGGUCACCAUGACUCAGGCUUUGGCCCGUGGUUAUGUCAUGAGAAAGGAGUUUGUGAAGAUGACGGAGAGGAGGGAAGCCAUAUAUACCAUCCAGUACAAUAUCCGCUCAUUCAUGAAUGUCAAACACUGGCCAUGGAUGAAGGUGUACUACAAGAUCAAGCCUCUGCUGAAGACUGCUGAAACUGAGAAGGAGCUGGCAAAUAUGAAGGAGAACUAUGAUAAGAUGAAAACUGACUUGGCUGCUGCCCUGGCCAAGAAGAAGGAACUGGAGGAGAAGAUGGUGUCCCUUCUGCAGGAGAAGAAUGAUCUGCAGCUGCAAGUAGCAUCUGAAGGAGAGAAUCUGAAUGAUGCUGAGGAGAGAUGUGAGGGACUUAUCAAGAGUAAGAUUCAGAUGGAGGCCAAACUCAAAGAGACAACUGAGAGACUGGAGGAUGAAGAGGAAAUCAAUGCUGAGCUCACUGCCAAGAAGAGAAAGCUGGAGGAUGAAUGCUCUGAGCUCAAGAAAGAUAUUGAUGACCUGGAGCUUACCUUGGCCAAAGUCGAAAAAGAGAAACAUGCCACAGAGAACAAGGUGAAGAACCUGACUGAGGAGAUGGCCUCUCAGGAUGAGAGCAUUGCUAAGCUGACUAAGGAAAAGAAAGCCCUUCAGGAGGCUCAUCAGCAGACUCUUGAUGACCUGCAGGCUGAGGAAGAUAAAGUCAACACUCUGACCAAGGCGAAGACCAAGCUUGAGCAGCAAGUGGAUGAUCUUGAGGGUUCUCUGGAGCAAGAGAAGAAGCUCCGUAUGGACCUUGAGAGAUCCAAGAGAAAGCUUGAGGGUGAUCUGAAACUGGCACAGGAAUCCAUCAUGGAUCUUGAGAAUGAGAAGCAGCAGUCUGAUGAGAAAAUUAAAAAGAAGGACUUUGAAAUCAGUCAGCUCCUUAGCAAAGUUGAAGAUGAGCAGUCACUGGGUGCUCAGCUUCAGAAGAAGAUCAAGGAGCUCCAGGCUCGUAUUGAGGAACUGGAGGAGGAGAUUGAGGCUGAGCGUGCGGCUCGUGCCAAGGUUGAGAAGCAGAGAGCUGACCUCUCCAGGGAACUUGAGGAGAUCAGUGAGAGGCUGGAGGAGGCCGGUGGUGCCACUGCUUCUCAGAUUGAGAUGAACAAGAAGCGUGAAGCCGAGUUCCAGAAGCUCCGUCGUGAUCUUGAGGAGUCCACUCUGCAGCAUGAAGCCACUGCUGCUGCUCUUCGCAAGAAGCAGGCUGACAGCGUUGCUGAGCUGGGAGAGCAGAUCGACAACCUCCAGCGUGUAAAGCAGAAGCUUGAGAAGGAAAAGAGUGAAUACAAGAUGGAGAUUGAUGACCUCUCCAGCAACAUGGAGAAUGUCGCUAAAGCAAAGGGAAAUCUUGAAAAGAUGUGCCGUACUCUAGAGGACCAACUCAGCGAACUGAAGACCAAGAAUGAUGAAAAUGUCCGUCAAAUCAAUGACACAAGUGCACAGAGAGCACGUCUCCUGACAGAAAAUGGUGAGUUCAGCCGUCAAGUUGAAGAGAAAGAAGCUCUUGUCUCCCAGCUGACCAGAGGCAAACAGGCAUUCACACAACAGAUUGAGGAGCUGAAAAGACAUGUUGAAGAGGAGGUUAAGGCCAAGAAUGCUCUUGCCCAUGGACUGCAAUCAGCCCGCCAUGACUGUGAUCUGCUGAGGGAGCAGUUUGAGGAGGAGCAAGAGGCCAAGGCUGAGCUGCAGCGUGGAAUGUCCAAGGCCAACAGUGAGGUGGCUCAGUGGAGAUCUAAGUAUGAAACUGAUGCUAUCCAGCGCACUGAGGAGCUUGAGGAAUCCAAGAAAAAGCUGGCUCAGCGUCUUCAGGAGGCUGAGGAGCAGAUUGAGGCAGUGAAUUCCAAGUGCGCUUCUCUUGAGAAAACCAAACAGAGGCUCCAGAGUGAGGUGGAGGACCUCAUGAUUGAUGUGGAGAGAGCCAAUGGGCUGGCUGCCAACCUGGACAAGAAGCAGAGGAACUUUGACAAGGUGUUGGCAGAGUGGAAACAGAAGUACGAGGAGGGUCAGGCAGAGCUCGAGGGAGCACAGAAGGAGACUCGUUCUCUCAGCACUGAGCUGUUCAAGAUGAAGAACUCUUAUGAGGAAUCUCUGGAUCAGCUGGAGACCAUGAAGCGUGAAAACAAGAAUCUGCAACAGGAGAUCUCAGAUCUGACUGAACAGAUUGGUGAGACUGGCAAGAGUAUCCAUGAGCUGGAGAAGUCCAAGAAGCAGGUGGAGACUGAAAAGUCUGAGAUCCAGACAGCUCUUGAAGAGGCUGAGGGAACUCUGGAACACGAAGAGUCUAAGAUCCUGCGUGUCCAGCUGGAGCUCAACCAGAUUAAGGGUGAAGUGGACAGGAAGCUAGCAGAAAAAGAUGAGGAGAUGGAGCAGAUCAAGAGGAACAGCCAGAGGGUGAUUGACUCCAUGCAGAGCAAUCUGGAUUCUGAGGUCAGGAGCAGAAACGAUGCCCUGAGAAUCAAGAAGAAGAUGGAGGGAGACCUGAAUGAGAUAGAGAUUCAGCUGAGCCACGCCAAUCGCCAGGCUGCUGAGUCCCAGAAGCAGCUGAGGAAUGUGCAGGCCACGCUGAAGGAUGCACAACUGCACCUUGAUGAUGCUGUCAGAGCACAGGAGGAGUUCAAGGAACAAGCUGCUAUGGUGGAUCGCAGGAACGGUCUGAUGGUAGCAGAAAUCGAGGAACUUAGAGCUGCACUGGAACAGACGGAGAGAAGUCGCAAAAUCGCUGAGCAGGAGCUGGUGGAUGCCAGUGAGCGUGUUGGACUUCUGCACUCUCAGAACACAAGCCUUCUGAACUCCAAGAAGAAGCUUGAGUCUGACCUGGUCCAGGUCCAGAGUGAAGUGGAUGACACUGUUCAGGAAGCAAGGAAUGCAGAGGAGAAGGCCAAGAAGGCCAUCACUGAUGCUGCUAUGAUGGCUGAGGAGCUGAAGAAGGAGCAGGAUACCAGCUCCCACCUGGAGAGGAUGAAGAAGAACCUGGAGGUCACUGUUAAGGACCUGCAGCACCGCCUGGAUGAGGCUGAGAACCUGGCCAUGAAGGGUGGCAAGAAGCAGCUCCAGAAACUUGAGUCCAGAGUGCGUGAACUGGAGGCAGAGGUUGAAGCUGAGCAGAGACGCGGAGGAGAUGCCAUUAAGGGUGUCCGCAAAUAUGAGAGGAGGGUGAAGGAGCUCACCUAUCAGACUGAGGAGGACAAGAAAAACGUUGCCAGGCUGCAGGAUCUAGUUGACAAGUUGCAGCUCAAAGUCAAAGCCUACAAGAGGCAGGCUGAGGAGGCGGAGGAGCAGGCCAACACUCAUCUGUCCAAGUGCAGGAAGGUGCAGCAUGAGCUGGAGGAGGCUGAGGAGCGCGCUGACAUCGCAGAGUCCCAGGUCAACAAGUUGAGAGCAAAGAGCCGUGACUCUGGCAAGGGUAAAGAGGCAGCUGAAUAAAGAAAACUGCCUGGUCAGCUGUUUCUAAUCAUAUAAUAUGACGUGAGAUGUGUUGUAAAAAUAAAAGGAUUCCUUGUCACAGUUAAA
Messenger RNA from Perca fluviatilis (European perch), 6010 nucleotides. Its product is annotated as myosin heavy chain, fast skeletal muscle-like. The transcript has 39 exons. Gene Ontology annotation, molecular function: ATP binding; actin filament binding; cytoskeletal motor activity. The coding region runs from base 179 to 5923 and encodes 1914 amino acids. Gene Ontology annotation, cellular component: myosin complex. Lineage: Eukaryota; Metazoa; Chordata; Actinopteri; Perciformes; Percidae. The record is from RefSeq and is a predicted model, not a curated record.